Sapajus apella (tufted capuchin) is the source of this 2182-nucleotide messenger RNA. It is a transcript of the gene CUNH9orf40, whose product is annotated as chromosome unknown C9orf40 homolog. Bases 802 to 1482 code for a protein of 226 amino acids. The record is from RefSeq and is a predicted model, not a curated record. NCBI's taxonomy places the organism in Eukaryota, Metazoa, Chordata, Mammalia, Primates, Cebidae. The transcript has 3 exons.
GUCUCACUCUGUCGCCCAGGCUGGAGUGUAGUGGUGCUAUCUUGGCUCACUGCAGGCUCCCCCUCCCGGGCUCAACUGAAUCUUCCUCCUCAGCCUCCCAAGUAGCUGAGACCACAGAGUCAGGCCACCAAGACUGGCCUAAUUUUCGUGUAGAGACGAGGUCUUGCUAUGUUGCUCAGAAUAGUCUGGAACUCUAUUAUCUUUGUCUUAAUCUCAUGGAGGCGCACCCCCGUCCUCACUGACUGGAGUAGGGAAAUACACAUUUUAAAGGACUUAAAUUUCCUAUAGAAGUGUCUAGAACGUACCGCACUAUGCCGAACGUAGUAGUAAGAUCACCGCCACGCCCUUGAGGAAAGAAGGUCACGCCCCUCUGCGGGCCACUAGAUCGGGUCUUUAAGCCCGCCGCCGCCUUCCCGCCUACCUCCGGGCGCGCACUUCCGGUCGCGAGGGCGCUCGGGAGCGCGCCCCGCGAGCCUCCACCAACCAGCGGCUCCGCCUGGCAGGAGAGAGUGCGCGCGCGCACGUUGUGCGCAGGUUCGAAUCUCCGCCGCUUCGCGGUUGCUUCUCAACGUCCGGGCAGUAUCUCUGCAGCUGCAAGGGCUGCGCGCGCGAGCUGCCUCCCGGCCGAAGCCCCAACCCUAGCCGGAGCACGAGCUGCCCCGCCCCCUCCAGCGUCCUGUCGCCUCCUCGCCCGACUUCGGCCUGUCCCUCCCUCACGCGCUCAGUCCUCGCUCUUCGCCCCCACAGCUAUCGGCGAUCGGUCUCCCGCGCCUGGCGGGCUCCGCCCGAGCCUCUGGGCCCAUGGCCAAGCGGCGUGCGGCCGAGCCGGUGACGUUCCACGUGCCUUGGAAGCGGCUCCUGCUCUGCGACUUCCCUGAGCAGCCGCCGCCACCGCCUCUCUGGAUCCGGCCGCCCGGGGCCGCGCAUCCUGGGCAGCCCCUCGGCGUACCGGAACAGCACCGAAAGCGCAAAAUCGACGCAGGGACCAUGGCAGAGCCCUCAGCAUCGCCCAGCAAGCGCCGCGACAGCGGGGACAACAGCGCCCCGGGCGGCCUGGAGCAAGAGGACCGAGGCCUGGAGACUGGCGAGCCACCGCAGCUGCUGCUGCCGCCGCCGCCUGUGCGGCGGGGGCCAGGGGAGGAGCUCCAGGGCGCCCGGCCCCCGAGGGGCGGUGGCGACGACGGGGCGGGGCGCGCAGGGCCCCCGCGGGGAGACUGGGGGGUCGCACCCCGCCAGAGGCGAAAAGAAAAGGUCACCGCUCCGGGAGAGGACGCCGACCCCCAGGAGACACGCCCCGGGAUUCCGAGGGGCAGAAAGCACUGGGCUGCUCUAGCGGGAAACGGACCGUGGUCGGGAGCAGUAGAAGUGGCCUUGCGGCGUCAGCGCCGCACUCUCACAAUGAAGAAUUUUGGCAGUAUAAUACCUUCCAGUACUGGAGGAAUCCUUUGCCACCUAUUGAUCUGGCAGACAUUGAAGAUUUAAAUGAAGACACCCUGACAGAAGCAACACUUCAGGGCAAGAAUGAAGGGUCUGAGGUUGACAUGGAGUCCUGACGUAAGGAGCUAAAGCAGUAGGAUUGGCUGAUUUGAGGAGAUGUCUCUAAAUUAAUUCAUGUAUUCUUAAGGGAAAAGUUAUUUUCCAUACUUGAAGUUAUAUUUCCAAACCUGAGAAAUAAAGAAACACUGUUCUGACAAUAAAUACCUACAAUUACUACUGAACCUCUUAAUAGGGAUUUGUCAAGGAUAGAGUACAGUUGUAAAGGAAGUAUUUUAUGUAUGCUUUCUUAGAGAAAAAAGCUUUGUUUAAAUGUUAGAAUUGAAGGUACUGAUGAAAAUAAAUUCUAGCAGUUUUAGAAAUAGGUGGGAAACACUCCAAUAUUCCUCCUAUCUGUACCAAAAAGUUUAUUUGUAGUACAUAAAAUCAGUAUUGUUUUAUAAUAACUGUUGUUAAUAAAGUACUUUCUAAUACAUUCUGUUGACUCUGUUAGUUGAACAAAUAGCUGACUUGAACAUCUAUGCAAACUUAAGAUGGGGGAUUGUUUUAAAAGCUAUUUUAAAAGAGCUUUUCAAAUGUUAAGUAGUGAGAAUUUCAGCUUGGGUAGCAUGUUUGCAUAACUUCCAAUAUUUGAUGUUUGUUAAACUCUACUAUGGGCGACUGAAGAUUGAUAAAGAACAGUGAAAAC